CGCCACAAAGCAGCUUCUACUUCCACACAUAGGGAUGUUGCCAAGCAAUGGUUUCCCGGAGCAACCAAACAGUGGGUUCGUUGGUUAUUCAUUGUAAGCCGCUGCUGCGGUGACUUUCAGGAAGGUUCGGAUGAGAGCGGAGACGCGUCCGAGCAGAGGGCGAGGGACCGGUUAAAUAACCUGUGGGACGUUACUGUUGUGAAGAUGGCUGCCAUGUUGGUGGAGGAGAGCAUUUACAAUUUAAUACCUCUGUGUCCACUCAAGCCUUCCAAGGGACCCAGAUACGUAUCGGCACUAAACCCAUAUGUGAAAUGUACAAUGCAACAGGCUAAAUCUCAGUGGAAGACUAUUGGGCCACCCAAAGUCCUUGUACCUUCUCCAAAAGACUUCCUUCAGAAACAUUCAAAGGAACCAAAACUACCAAAGAGGGGGAAAGAUCAAACUGGCAAGAAAACUCCAAAAUUAAGCGUUCCCUGCAGAACAGAUCACCCAGUGAUGGGCAUUCAGAGUAAAAAGAAUUUCAUAAACACAAAUGCAGCAAACGUUAUAAUGGGAGUGGCUAAGAAACCGGUACCAUUUAGUGUCGACAGGUAUCAAGGAGACAAAUUUCCCCUUGAAACUUCAGGACUAGUUCCAAAAUACCGGAAAAAAAAGGAUUAUGGUGUCACUCCAAAAUAUGUACUUAGGCGAACUGAAGAGGCAAAGAGAGCCCAGGAGGCAUACGAUGCCUACGUGAAGAAGACUCUCAGGGAAAAAGCCAUGAAACGUCUCUCUGAUGAAGAGCGGGAGGAACUUCUGGACGGUCUUAAGGAGAACUGGGAACAGGUUCAUAAAGCGUUCCAAAGCCUUUCCGUAGAAAUUGAUACCUUACCAAAGAAACUUAACAAAGAAAGAUUGGAGUUGCAGAUGAAACAGCUGGAACAUGACAUUAACAACAUAGAAAAACACAAAGUGAUUUACAUUGCAAACAAAUAAGGACAUUUUAACAGAAAAAAAAUAAUUUUUUGUGCUGAGAUGAAACUGAAGUUUGCUUUCCGUAGGAAGUGAAAAACAUGUUUACUCAACAUUAGGAAAAGUAACUAAUUUCAGUGAGUAUGUAAUCUUACCAUGUUUAAUAUUUUCAAGGUUGUAAAUACGCAUAAUGUACCUGUUUUUUUCAAAUACACAUCUAUUUUUCCCUCUAGAUUUCUACAUUAGGUUUAUAAUAUAAAGAAUGUGAAGAGUUUCAGAUAUCAUUAUAAUAUGUAACAUCCUGUACUGUAGUCAUUCGAGUAUAUGCAUGAAUAAAAAGACAGUGGAAAGAUUUGGGGUGGCGUUUAAUAAAGUGCUGUUGAUAUUUCA
Messenger RNA from Sphaerodactylus townsendi, 1341 nucleotides. It is a transcript of the gene ENKUR, whose product is annotated as enkurin, TRPC channel interacting protein. Gene Ontology annotation, molecular function: calmodulin binding. NCBI's taxonomy places the organism in Eukaryota, Metazoa, Chordata, Lepidosauria, Squamata, Sphaerodactylidae. Bases 205 to 975 code for a protein of 256 amino acids. Gene Ontology annotation, cellular component: acrosomal vesicle. The record is from RefSeq and is a predicted model, not a curated record. The transcript is spliced from 6 exons.